UUAUUUAAUUAUUUACUUGUUAUUUAAUAUAAAUCUUUGUAUGAUUUAAAACAUUUCUAUAGCAUUGAAUCGCCGUUCUUUUGUCGUAGAAUACACUAAAAAACUAGUAAUUUUUUUAUUCUGUCAAUAUUUAAAAAUUUAUAAUAAAAUUUAAAAUACGAAAUUCUAUAAAAUACAUGGACUUGGUCUGUAGAUGUAUAUUUCGUCUAUGUUUGAGCACAGAAGAAAAAAGUACAAUGAAUUAUCAAUCUAUAUUUUUUUCUGAGUUAUAAUUAAGUGCUGUCUGUGAUAUUAAGAUUUCAAUCUAUAUAAUAGGCAAAGAGUUUCAAAGAAAGCUAUUAAAUAGCUUGAGAAAAAAACUAUAAAUAUAUUGAAUUAACAUUUUUUUACAAUGAAUGAAAAAAUUGUUCCAACUAUAGUAUUUCAUCCUAUUAUUUCUUCAAUACAAAAAAUUGCACUUUAUGAAACAAAAUCUAGAUUUUAUUUAAUGGGAUCAAAUAAUACUUUAACACGUUUUCGUGUAUUAAAGAUAGACCGUAUGGAACCAAAAGAUUUAGUUGUUGUAGAUGAUAAAAGGGAGUAUACUCAAGAUGAAAUAAAGGAUCUUGUAAAUAUGAUAGAUAUAGGUAAUCGUACACGUACUGGACAAAGAAAUAAUACUGGAGGAGUUGCCAAAAUUGUUUCAGCUUUUGGAAUUGUUGGCAGCAACAUUCAUAAAGAAUCCGUAUCUGAUAAUGGUGUAUCAGAGGAAUCUGAACACCAAGAAUAUCAUAAACCAUUGCACAAACCAACUCAAACUAAAUUCACCUGGAAAACAAUGUGGCAGAGAGAAACUUUCCCUCGACUAGUACCAGCUUUUGGUCUUCUUGGCUUUGUACGUUUCUUGGAAGGAUAUUAUAUAAUUCUGGUUACUAAACGACGCAAAGUGGCUGUAAUUGGUCAUCAUACGAUAUAUAAAAUAGAAGACACUUCAAUGAUUUAUAUCCCAAAUGAUACUAUUCGUGUUUUUCACCCUGACGAGCAAAGAUAUGUAAAGAUGUUUCAAAGCAUAGAUCUUAGUAGUAACUUUUAUUUUAGUUACUCUUAUGAUUUAACACAUACUUUACAAAAUAAUAUGACUGCACCAACGCAUAUUAAACCUGAUAUUUUUAAUACAAAUAACAAGGACUCAAAUCAAACAGAAAAUAGUGAUAUUGAAGAUGCAGAGAACUUUUUUAAUAUGUGGGCCUCUAAAAAAGAUUAUUGGAAUAAUAGUGGAAUAGAAAAAUAUGUUGAUUAUGGCGUACGAAGUAAUCCACAUCGCCGAUUUGUAUGGAAUUCGCAUUUAUUGAAACCAGUAGAAAGAGACUUGCAUCGUGACUGGAUUUUAUAUGUUACGCAUGGUUUUAUUGGUCAAUCAAAUGUCAGUAUUUUUGGAAGAUCUAUUUAUAUAAUCAUCAUAGCUAGAAGGAGCAAUAAAUAUGCAGGUACCAGAUUUUUAAAACGUGGAGCAAAUUUUGACGGAGAUGUUGCAAAUGAAGUAGAAACAGAACAAAUUGUACAUGAUUCUGGAGUGAGUUCUUUAAGUAAAGGCCGUUUUAGUUCUUUUGUACAAAUGCGUGGAUCAGUUCCUGGACAUUGGAGUCAAGAUGUUAGUAAAAUGGUUCCAAAACCUACCAUCACUUGUGAUUUAGCUGAUCCUUAUGUAGAAACAGCAGGUGCACAUUUUAAUCAGCUUUUGAGAAGAUACGGUUCUCCAAUUAUAAUUCUUAAUCUUGUUAAAAAACGUGAAAAAAAGAAACAUGAAAGUACAUUAAGUGAGGAAUUGUGCAUGGCUGUUAAAUAUUUAAACCAAUUUUUAUCUCCAGAACAUCACAUUCAAUAUAUAAGUUUUGAUAUGGCUCGAAUGAACAAAAGAAAAAAGUUCAAUGUUAUGGCACGAUUGGCAAAUAUAGCACAUAAUGCAGUUUUGAAAACUGGCAUUUUUCAAUCACAAAAUCCGUAUUACAGUCAAAAAAAUUUAUUUUCUCCUCAAUCUAAUUACAAUAAAAAGUCUCACAAAAAUUCAAACAUUUCCUCAUUCAAUACAUCUGGCACUUACAAUUGUACAAAUAUUUCAGCUGAAUUCAAUUUUAGUAUUAAUUCUAAAUUUGCUACAGAAAAUAAACAUAAUGAAUUACAUUAUAUAGAAAAUAAAGUAAGAAAAUGCUUUGGUAAAAGGGGUACAUUACAAACUGGUAUUAUUAGAACAAAUUGCGUUGAUUGUUUAGAUCGUACGAAUACAGCACAAUUUGCAAUAGGAAAAUGUGCUUUGGGAUUUCAGUUGUGUGCUUUAGGAGUAUUAGAAUCUCCUAAAUUAGAAUUUGAUUCUGACUGUGUCAGAAUGUUAGAAGAAUUAUACGAAGAUCAUGGCGAUACAUUAGCAUUACAAUAUGGUGGCUCUCAAUUGGUGCACAGAAUAAAAACCUAUAGAAAAACUGCACCAUGGACAAGUCAGGGCAAUGAUAUUAUGCAAACUCUUAGUAGAUAUUAUAGCAACACAUUUAGUGAUCAAGAAAAGCAACAUACAAUUAAUUUAUUUUUAGGCUUAUUUAUACCUGAAGAAGGGAAACCUCCAAUUUGGGAGCUCCUAACAGAUUAUUAUCUGCAUCAUAAACCUGCUUGUCACUAUUCUCGCAGAGUAAAACCUUUAACACAAUGGUGGGAUACUACUGUAUUAAGAUGUCUUCCAUACGCGUUAAAUGAGGUAACAAAAACGUGUUCAGAAAUAAUACAAGUUGAGAACUCGACAGAAGAGAUGAUUGAUGUUUAUUAUGAUUAUCAUAGGCCAUACGAAUUGUCCUUACUUUCCGAAGUUUAUGCGUAUAAAAUUAGUCAUUCUGUUAGAGAUUUUAUGCCGCAUUUUACAACUAGUUUCAGUCCAUUUGCAGUACGAAUACGCCCAGGUAGAAGAAGAGAAGAAACUGGUAAUAAAAAUCUUAAUAUGAAAAAUCCUUCAAUGACUGGGCAAAGUAGUACCAGUAGCACAACAUCUAGUGCAAGCUCUAGCGAUGAUUCAAGUUCUGACGAAUAUGAAAAUCAUCAGCAUACUAAUGAUUCUCAAUUGGAAAUGUCAAAAGAAAGAUCAGAAUUCACAUCUUUUGAAUCGUUGUUUCCAUCUAUGAGAGAAGUAUAUGGUACUCAACCUCAAUACCCUAACAGGAAUGAUGUUAUAUUAUACAAAAGAUUUGCGCUGAUUGGGCGUAAUGCAACAUAUCCUUCAGAGUACACAAAAUUACAUCUAAAAUUAACUCGACAGAUGUCAUUCCCUGAAGUUCCAACUAUUAUAGUUCAAAUACCAACAGUAAAAAAAUCCAGCAUAAAUAUAUACGAGCAAUAUGUUAAAAGAGCAGAGGUAGGUGGUUCUGUACCAAACUCUAAUGAUAUUAACUUAUAUGAAAAUUAUACAAAACAGCAACAAUUACAAAGGAGAUUGAUACAUUCAAAUUAAAUUUGUUUUUAUGAUAAAAUUUAUUUUGUUUUUGUAAAUCUAUCCAUAUCCAUCCAUAUCCAUGUAAAUUAAUAUAUAAUAAAAUAUCCAUCCAUAUAAAUGAAUAUAUAAUAAAAUAUGAAUUAUAUCCACAUAAAUUAUCGAAUAAUAAAAUAUCAAAAAAAAUUUAGUUACUUUAUGAGUGUUUUAUUAAAACCAUUUUUUAGGGAUACAUGUAUUUGCAAAUUGAGCAAAUUAAAUAUAUAGUCUACUUUAGCUUCUUUUUUGGUCGAAUAUUAUUCGUGUGGCCACAUUUCUUUUUACGACAAUUGGUUGCACGUGGAUGAAGACGGGCAUAACACUUUCUACAAAUCAUUUUAUCACAAUUGUACUUUUGUGCAAGAAUACGUAAAGUAGGUUCUAUGACACCACCACGAAGUCGAAGAACGAGAUGCAAGUUAUACGAUACCUUUCUGGAUAUUAUAAUCUGACAAAGUACGUCCAUCUUCCAACUGUUUUCCAGCAAAAAUAAGUCGCUGUUGAUCAGGUGGAAUUCCUUCUUUAUCCUGGAUUUUAGCUUUCACAUUUUCAAUAGUGUCUGAAGCUUCUACUUCAAGAGUGAUGGUUUUACCCGUCAAAGUUUUCACAAAUAUCUGCAUUAUGGUGUACCUAAAGGAAAUAAAAGAAAUAAAUAUUAUAUUUUCAGUAUAAAAGAAAUUAAAUCUGAAUAUCUGAUCAAAAUCCAGACACGUUACAAUAUCUACUUAGUAAAAUGGUUAAGUUUGACAACUAAUUUUUUACGUUCUCUCAAUUUCUUUGGUAUCUAUUAUUUUUUUUUAUUAUCAAAUUUACUAAAAUAUGUAAAAGUGACUAGAAAAUUUCACAACAGACAUUUCGUUUAUAAACGUGUAUUCUAGCAACGUAUCGUGUCGCAGUUGUUUCUGAAACCCUUUUGUUUAAUUGUUUCAUUAUACAAUAUUAUUCGUUAUUAAAUAUUACUAAUUGAAUUUAAAACCGAUUUGUAUUAUUAUAAGAACAUUUUACAAUAUAAAAAUUUUAAACAAUAUCGAACUCUUACCGAAUAGAAAAGCGUGCUUAGCGAAAAUAACCUAAAAGGAUCUUACGAUGGCACCACUGUAACUUCCGUUCAUAUGAGAAUCGAUUAUAUUAGCCCUCUU
Messenger RNA from Heterotrigona itama, 4626 nucleotides. Lineage: Eukaryota; Metazoa; Arthropoda; Insecta; Hymenoptera; Apidae. The record is from the annotation of a GenBank genome assembly.